This is a messenger RNA of Wickerhamiella sorbophila, 2019 nucleotides long. Its product is annotated as Iron transport multicopper oxidase FET3. The coding region runs from base 1 to 2019 and encodes 672 amino acids. The record is from RefSeq and is a predicted model, not a curated record. Gene Ontology annotation, cellular component: high-affinity iron permease complex. Gene Ontology annotation, biological process: cellular response to iron ion starvation; reductive iron assimilation. Gene Ontology annotation, molecular function: copper ion binding; ferroxidase activity. The transcript has a single exon. NCBI's taxonomy places the organism in Eukaryota, Fungi, Ascomycota, Dipodascomycetes, Dipodascales, Trichomonascaceae.
AUGCUGUUCUCCAGAGCCACCACUCUCCUGGCAAGCACCCUAGCUACCUUUGGUGCCGUGGCCAAUGCAAAGGACAUCGAACUCGAUUGGACUGUACGCUGGAAGACUGUCAACCCGGACGGAUUGAAGGAGCGCCAGGUCGUUUCGAUCAAUGACCAGUUCCCGCUCCCCGUUCUCCGUGGCAACAAAGGUGACCGCAUGAUCAUCACCGUCCACAAUCAGCUCGAGAAUCCUGUCCGUAACUCUUCCAUUCAUUUCCAUGGUAUGUACCAGAACCAUACCAACCAUAUGGACGGCCCUCCUAAUGUGUGUCAGUGCGAUUCGCCUCCUAAUAGUAGCUUUGUCUACAACUUCACCCUCGACCAGGACGGUACUUACUGGUACCAUACCCACACUUCGGAGUCCUACCCUGAUGGUUACCGUCAGAUUAUGCUCAUUGACGAAGACGAGCCUCCUUUCGAGUACGACGAGGAGCUUUCUUUCACCAUGUCCGACUGGUACCAUGAGCUGAACGAGAUCAUCACUAAAGAUGACUUCUUGACCUUGUACAACCCCACAGGUGCUGAGCCCGUCCCUCAAUCUUUGCUCAUUAACGAUACUAUCCAGCCCAAGUUCCUUGUCAAGCCCAACACCACUUAUCGCUUGCGUAUCGCCAACACUGGUGCGUUCUCUGGGUUCAUUUUCUAUAUCACUGGCCACAACUUUACCAUUGUCGAAGCUGAUGGUGUUUACACUGACCCUGCGGAGGCCUCCAGUGUUUAUAUUGCCGCGGCCCAGCGUUACUCUGUCCUCUUCACCACGGGCCCUGACACCAACACCUCCUAUCAGUUCGUUCAGGUCGCUGAUUCUUCCUUGUACGAUGUUAUUCCUGAUGACUUGCGUCUCAACAACACCGCUUGGUUCGUCACCGACGAGACUGCUGAGUGUUCUGACCUCAGCCGUGAGGAUAUCUACAACAACAAGGAUCUCUGGAAGGAUCCCACUGAGGACAUCGCUCUGGACGAUUUCACAUCAGAGGACAUCGCCUACUUUGACGAUUUCACGCUUGUGCCCUCCGAUCACAUGCCUCUGCUCCCCGAUCCUGACCAGGAGUUCACUGUCAAGGUUGUUUUGACCAACUUGUUGGAUGGUGUUAACUACGCUUUCUUCAACGACAUCACUUACACUCACGCAAAGGUCCCUACUUUGUACACUGUGAUUAGCGCCCCUGAUGACGAAACCGCUAGCAAUGGUACUAUUUACGGUGCCGACACCCACCCCUACGUUCUUGAGCAUUUGAACGUUGUUCAGCUUGUCUUGAACAACUUCGAUAGUGGUUCUCAUCCUUUCCAUUUGCACGGCCAUCACUUCCAGGCUAUCGUUCGUGCUGAGUCGCUUGGUGGCAGUGACAGUGACUACUACCCUUACGAUCCGUCCACUCAGAACGUCACGUUCCCUGAGUUCCCUAUGCGUCGUGAUACUUUGGUUGUCAAGCCCUAUUCUCACUUUGUCAUUCGUUGGGUCGCAGAUAACCCCGGUGUCUGGUUCUUCCAUUGCCAUAUUGAGUGGCAUUUGACCCAGGGUCUUGCCUUGUUGUUCGUCGAAGCACCUACCCAGAUGCGUCAGAUUUACACCAAUAUCAUUCCUCAAUCCCAUUGGGAUUCUUGUACUGCUAACCAGGUGCCCGUUAAGGGUAACGCUGCGGCAAACACCGAGAACUUCUUCGACCUUAAUGGCCAGAACAUGCAGCAGAAGGACCUGCCCGCAGGAUUCACGGCUCGCGGUAUCGUUGCCUUGGUAUUCAGCUGUGUCUGCGCCUUUGUUGGUAUGGGCUUCCUUAUCUGGUACGGUCUUUCUGACACUCCCGACCAGCUCGCUGCUGAGGCUGAGCACUUUGUGCACGAUGAAGAGGUUCCUUCCGAGAAUGACAUCGAUAACCAGUCUGACUUGAACGACCAGCCUUUCCGGAACGAGCGCGGCAAGCGUUUCACCGACCGUCUGCGCCGUCCAUUCGGCCACCGUUCUUCCGACGACAACUAA